Callorhinus ursinus (northern fur seal) is the source of this 3677-nucleotide messenger RNA. Lineage: Eukaryota; Metazoa; Chordata; Mammalia; Carnivora; Otariidae. The record is from RefSeq and is a predicted model, not a curated record.
AUGGAGGAGAAAAGUAAGGACCACCGGGCUUUGCUCAACCAAGGAGAGGAGAAUGAACUGGAGGUGUUUGGUUACCGGACCCAGAAUCUACGCAGAGCCCUCUGCCUUAUAACAUCCAUGCUGACCUGCGGGUUUCUUCUGUUGGUGUUCUAUUGGAAGCCCCAGUGGAGGGUGUGGGCCAACUGCAUUCCAUGCCCCUUGCAAGAAGCAGACACUGUUUUGCUAAAAACAACGGAUGAAUUUCAAAGAUAUAUGAGGAAGAAGGUUAUAUGCCUCUACUUAUCCACACUGAAGUUUCCUAUAAGCAAGAACCCAGAAGAACCCCUGGUGGCUGACCGCCACUCUGUCAUUAACCAAGCCGUAUUGAAGCCAGAAUUAAAACUGCGAUGUAUACAAGUGCAAAAAAUCAGGUACAUUUGGGACUAUUUGGAGAAGAGGUUUCAGAAAGUUGGGCUGCUGGAAGAUAGCAACUCCUGCCAUGACAUCCACCACACGUUUGGACUGGGCCUGACCAGUGAAGAACAAGAGGUCAGAAGAUUAGUGUGCGGGCCCAAUGUCAUUGAGGUAGAAAUCCAGCCCAUAUGGAAGCUGCUUGUUAAACAGUUUUUAAAUCCAUUCUACUUGUUCCAAGCCUUUACACUAACUUUGUGGCUGUCUCAAGGUUAUGUAGAAUACUCUGUGGCCAUCAUCAUCUUGUCUGUUAUCUCCAUUGUCUUAAGUGUGUAUGAUUUGCGACAGCAAUCAGUUAAGCUGCACAAGCUUGUGGAGGAUCACAACAAAGUCCAGGUUACAGUCAUCGUAAAGGGCACAGGUUUGCAGGAGCUGGAAUCCUGUCUCUUGGUUCCUGGAGAUACUCUUAUUCUUCCAGGAAAACUUUCAUUGCCAUGUGAUGCUAUUCUGAUUGAUGGAAGCUGUGUGGUGAAUGAAGGCAUGCUCACAGGAGAAAGUAUACCUGUCACGAAGACACCAUUGCCCCAUGGGGACAACACCGUUGCUUGGAAAUCCCACAGCUUGGAAGAUUAUCGGAAACAUGUCCUUUUCUGUGGGACGGAAGUUAUCCAGGUUAAGCCGUCUGGGCAGGGGCCAGUGAGAGCAGUUGUCUUGCAAACAGGUUACAAUACCGCCAAAGGGGACUUGGUAAGAUCCAUCCUCUACCCUCGGCCUCUGAACUUCAAACUGUACAACGAUGCCUUCAAGUUUAUAGUGUUCCUGGCCUGCCUUGGAGUUGUGGGUUUCUUCUAUGCUCUUGGUGUAUAUAUGUACCAUGGAGUUUCUUCAAGAGAUACUACAGCCAUGGCCCUGCUCCUCUUCACCGUAACUGUACCUCCAGUGCUGCCAGCUGCCCUGACCACAGGCAUCGUGUAUGCACAAAAGAGGCUGAAGAAAAAGAAAAUCUUCUGUAUCUCCCCACAGAGAAUCAAUACGUGUGGGCAAAUAAACCUCGUGUGCUUUGACAAAACUGGCACUCUUACAGAAGAUGGGCUGGACCUCUGGGGGACCAUCCCAACUGCUGACAAACGUUUUCAGGAAGUCCAUAGCUUUGCCUCAGGCAAGGCUUUGCCGUGGAGCCCACUGUGUGCUGCCAUGGCCAGCUGCCACUCUCUGAUCCUUCUCAAUGGGAUCAUCCAGGGAGACCCACUGGACCUCAAAAUGUUUGAGGGCACUGCCUGGAUAAUGGAAGAUUGCAAUGCAGACUACUACAAAUUUGGGAUGUCAGAUUCAAACAUCAUAAUAAAACCAGGACCAAAAUCCAGUUGGAGUCCUGUGGAAGCCAUAGCCAUCCUGCAUCAGUUUCCAUUUUCCUCAAGUCUGCAGAGGAUGUCUGUGGUUGCUCAGAUGGCAGGGGAGGAUCACUUCCAUGUCUACAUGAAGGGUGCCCCAGAGAUGCUGGCCAAGUUCUGCAAGUCUGAAACAGUACCCAAGGAUUUCCCACAGAAACUGAGGAAUUAUACAGUACAAGGCUUCCGUGUCAUUGCCCUUGCCCAUAAAGACUUGAAGAUGAAGAAGCUUUCAGAAGUACAGAAAUUAGCCCGAGAGAAGGCAGAGUCAGAGUUGACAUUUCUGGGACUUCUCAUAAUGGAGAAUCGCUUGAAAAAGGAAACCAAACCAGUCUUGAAGGAACUGAGUGAAGCCCGCAUCAGGACGGUGAUGAUUACUGGUGACAACCUUCAAACAGCCAUUACUGUGGCAAAGAAUUCUGAAAUGAUUCCUAGAGGAAGCCAAGUGAUCCUUGUCGAAGCCAAUGAACCAGAAGAUUUUGUUCCUGCCUCUGUGACUUGGCAGCUGGUCGAGAACCAAGAGAAUGGACUGCAGAAGAGUGAAACCUACCCUAACAUUGGGAACCGUUCAGUGCCUGAUGGAGCAAGAGGGAGCUGUUACCAUUUUGCAAUGAGUGGGAAGUCAUACCAAGUGAUAUUUCAGCAUUUCAACAGCUUGCUUCCAAAAAUGCUGGUGAAUGGAACCAUUUUUGCAAGAAUGUCUCCUGGACAGAAAUCUAGUCUUGUUGAAGAAUUUCAAAAAUUAAAUUACUAUGUGGCCAUGUGUGGAGAUGGGGCUAAUGACUGUGGGGCUUUGAAAAUGGCUCAUGUGGGCAUUUCGCUGUCAGAGCAGGAGGCAUCUGUGGCCUCCCAUUUCACCUCAAAAACAGCCAACAUCGAGUGCGUGCCUCAGCUCAUCAAAGAAGGCCGAGCUGCUCUGGUUUCAUCCUUUGGGGUAUUUAAAUACUUGACCAUGUAUGGCAUGAUCCAGUUUAUUGGUACAUCACUGCUCUAUUGGCAACUACAGCUCUUUGGGAAUUACCAGUAUCUCAUGCAAGAUGUAGCCAUUACCUUGAUGGUCUGCUUAACAAUGAGUUCAACUCAUGCCUACCCAAACCUGGCUCCUUACCGACCAGCAGGACAGCUCCUCUCUCCACCUUUGCUGCUCUCAGUCUUUUUGAACACCUGUUUCACCUGCAUUGUGCAAAUCUGUGCAUUUCUCUAUGUGAAGCAGCAGCCCUGGUAUUGUGAGGUCUACAGAUACAGAUAUAUUUUCAUUUCUGCUGAUGUCUGCCUUGGGCCUCACAGUUUUCAUUCUGUUUUCGGACUUUCAAGAUAUAUACCAUGGAAUGGAGCUCAUCCCAACCCUGACAUCAUGGAGGGUUUCAAUUUUGGUGGUAGUCUUCACCCAAUUCUGUGUGGCCUUCUUUGUAGAGGAUGUCAUCCUUCAAAACCGAAGGCUCUGGCUAUGGAUCAAAAAAGAAUUUGGAUUCUCUUCUAAAAGUCAAUAUAAGAACUGGCAAAAAAAGCUGGCAGAAGACUCCACCUGGCCUCCCACACACAGAACAGAUUAUUCAGGUAAUAGCAAAAAUGGAUUCUAUAUCAAUCUCGGCUUUGAGGACCCUGAACAGAUUCCAAGAGCAAAAGUCGAAUUGGGAGAUCAAACCACAGAACAGCAUUUCUGGACGAGGCUGUAAUCAGAAUCAUUGUUGUACAUGCUUCACACCAUCUCCUUAUUCCCUGAAACUAAACCCAUUUGGAGAAGUGAUGAUAGUCUAUCCUUAACCUUUCUCUCUCCAUCAGAGGGUUCAAAGUGCAUUAUCAAUGUAUUGAACCUUGCAAAAGAGAACCUUAGGGGCGCCUGGGUGGCUCAGCUGGUUAAACCACUGCCUUCAGCUCAGGUCAUGAUCCCAGGGUCCU